AGCAGCACAUUAAUCCACCCAGCUAGCUAGGCAGCAACACAUUAACCCACCCAGAUAGCUAGCUAGGCAGCAACACAUUAACCCACCCAGAUAGCUAGCUAGGCAGCACCACUUUAACCCACCCAGCUAGCUAGCUAGGCAGCAGCACAUUAAUCCACCCAGCUAGCUAGGCAGCAACACAUUAACCCACCCAGAUAGCUAGCUAGGCAGCAACACAUGAACCCACACAGAUAGCUAGCUAGGCAGCACCACUUUAACCCACCCAGCUAGCUAGCUAGGCAGCAGCACAUUAACCCACCCAGCUAGCUAGCUAGGCAGCAGCACAUUAACCCAGCCAGCUAGCUAGGCAGCAACACAUUAACCCAGCCAGCUAGCUAGGCAGCAACACAUUAACCCAGCCAGCUAGCUAGGCAGCAGCACAUUAACCCAGCCAGCUAGCUAGGCAGCAGCACAUUAACCCAGCCAGCUAGCUAGGCAGCAGCACAUUAACCCAGCCAGCUAGCUAGGCAGCAGCACAUUAACCCAGCCAGCUAGCUAGGCAGCAGCACAUUAACCCAGCCAGCUAGCUAGGCAGCAGCACAUUAACCCAGCCAGCUAGCUAGGCAGCACCACUUUAACCCAGCUAGCUAGCUAGGCAGCAGCACAUUAACCCAGCCAGCUAGCUAGGCAGCAACACAUUAAAACCUCUUUGGGCUGAGAUCCUGCUAACGGGAUCGAUAUGACAGCCAGUGAAAGUGCAGGGCGCCAAAUUCAAAAAAUAAAUCCCACAAUUAAAAUUCCCCAAACAUACAAGUAUUUUACACCAUUUUAAUGAUCUACUUCUUGUUAAUCCCACCACAGUGUCCGAUUUUCAAAAAGGCUUUACGACGAAAGCACACAAUUAUGUUAGGUCUGCACCUAGUCACAGCCAAAGCGAGGAGUCACAAAAAGCAGAAAUAGAGAGAAAAUUUAUCACUAACCUUUGAUGAAUAUCAUCAGAUGACACUCAUAGGACUUCCUGUUACACAAUACAUGUAUGUUUUGUUCGAUAAAGUUCAUAUUUAUAUUAAAAAAUCUCAGUAUACAUUGGUGCGUUACGUUCAGUAGUUCCAAAACAUCCAGUGAUUUUGCAGAGAGCCACAUCAAUUAACAGAAAUACUCAUAAUAAACAUUGCUAAAAGAUACAACUAUUAUGCAUGGGAUUAUAGAUACACUUCUCCUUAUUGCAACCGCUGUGUCAGAUUUAAAAAAAGCUUUACCGAAAAAGCACACCAUGCAAUAAUCUGAGUACAGCGCUCAGACACCAAAACAAGCCAUACAGAUACCUGCCAUGGUGUGUAGUCAACAGAAGUCAGAACUAGCAUUAUAAAUAUUCACUUACCUCUGAUGAUCAUCAAAAUGCACUCCCAGGAAUCCCAGUUCCACAAUAAAUGUUUGUUUUGUUAGAUUAAGUCCAUUUAUGUCCAAAUACCUCCUUUUUGUACGCGCGUUUAGCCCAGUAAUCCAAAUUAAUGACGUCCGAUCACUAGAUCCAGACGAAAAGUCAAAAAGUUCCGUUACAGUCCGUAGAAACAUGUCAAACGAUGUAUAGAAUAAAUCUUUAGGAUGUUUUUAACAAAUCUUCAGUAAUGUUCCAACCAGAGAAUUCCUUUGUCUUCAGAAAUGCAAUGGAACUAAAGCUAACUCUCACAUGAAUGUGCGUGGUCAGCUCGUGGCUCUCUGGCAGACCUCUGACUCAUUCCCCUCUCAUUUGCCCCCACCUCACAGUAGAAGCCUCAAACAAGGUUCUAAAGACUGUUGACAUCUAGUGGAAGCCUUAGGAAGUGCAAUUUGAAUGAGUUGGAAAAACUACCAACUUCAGAUUUACCACUUCCUGGUUGGAUUUUUUUCUCAGGUUUUUGCCUGCCAUAUGAGGUCUGUUAUACUCACAGACAUCAUUCAAACAGUUUUAGAAACUUCAGAGUGUUUUCUAUCCAAAUAUACUAUGCAUAUAUUAGCAACUGGGCCUGAGUAGCAGACAGUUUACUCUGGGCACCUUAUUCAUCCAAGCUACUCAAUACUGCCCCCAGCCAUAAGUUAACCCAACCAGCUAGCUAGGCAGCAACACAUUACACCAGCUAGCUAGCUUGGCAGCAACACAUUAGCCCAGCUAGCUAGCUAGGCAGCAGCACAUUAAUCCACCCAGCAGCACAUUAACCCACCCAGUUGACUAGGCAGCCUGUGCCCACACCACACUGCUGCUGACUCCCUGCCAGUCCUGUUUCCCCUACCCUGUCUUUUAUUAAGAGGUGGCUAACGUGUGUAGCUACAUUUAACAGUGUGUUAUGAUAGAGGAUUCCUCUAAGGGCUUUUGGCUACACUCGUCUCACGGCGACACUCCUAAGAUGUAAAGCAGAAUCGCAGAUGUGUGGGUCGGCGUUGGCUCAAAUGUGCAACUGGACAGUGGACGAUGUGGAGAAUUGGCUCAUCUACGUGGAGCUGCCGCAGUAUGUGGACGCCUUCCGCAAGAUGCAUUUCAACGGGACUGUCAUGCCCAGGCUGGCUGUGAAGAACGCCACUCUGACGGUGUCCAUUCUGAAGAUGCUGGAUCGCAGCCAUGUUCAGAAGCUGCAGCUCAAGGCCUUGGACACUGUGCUGUUCGGCGCCCCACUCAUGAAUAGACAUAACCACCUAAAGGACUUCAUGCUGGUGGUUUCCAUAGUGAUCGGCAUUGGAGGCUGCUGGUUCGCCUACAUCCAGAACCGUUACUCCAAGGACCACAUGAAGAAGAUGAUGACGGACCUGGAUGGACUACAGAGGGCUGAGCAGAGCCUUCAUGAUCUACAGAAGAAGCUGCAGAUAGCCCAGGAGGAGCACCGUACGGUGGAGGUGGAGAAGGUGAACCUGGAACAGAAGCUGAGGGAUGAGAUUAACUGUGCCAAGCAGGAGGCCCAGCGGCUCAAGGAGCUCCGCGAGGGCACAGAGAACGAGCUGAGUCGGCAGAAAUAUGCAGAGGAGGAGCUGGACCAGGUGCGCAUGGCCCUCAAGAAGGCAGAGAAGGAGCUGGAGUCUCGCUGCAGCUGGUCCCCACCAGAGUCCCUCCAGAAGUGGCUGCAGCUCACCCAUGAGGUGGAGGUGCAGUACUACAAUAUCAAGAAGCAGAACGCUGAGAAGCAGCUACUGGUGGCAAAAGAAGGGGCAGAGAAGAUCAAGAAGAAGAGAAAUACCAUCUUUGGGACCUUCCAUGUGGCACACAGCUCCUGUCUGGACAAUGUGGAUCACCAAAUUCUGACAGCCAAACAAGCCCUGGGUGAGGUGACUGCUGCUCUGAGGGAGAGGCUACACCGCUGGCAGCAGAUUGAGAUUCUGACUGGGUUCACCAUCGUCAAUAACCCUGGGCUCUCCUCCCUGGCCUCCACCCUGAACCUUGACCCCAGCCUCGUGGGUGGCCGGGCCACACCCCAGCACUUCAUUAUGUCUGAUGACAUGGACGACAUGGACGAGGACAUCAUAUCGCCCGGUACUCUGCAAUCUCCCAGUAUGAUGUCCCUGCGUCAGCGCCACAUGGACUCCCAGCUGGCCAUGGGCUCUCAGAGGUUGGUAGAGACCUGCCUGUUGGCGGGGCAGCAGGGAGACGGUACCUCCAACUCAACCAGGUCUAGGGCCACCCUCCAACAGUCACACAGCCAGUCCUUCCAACAGUUUGAGGCUCUCCCCCUGCCUCCCCUGUCCUCUGCUGUCUCGCACCCCGCGAUCAUCUGCUCAUCCCCACCUCUUUCCUACCGUCAGCCCCACUCCUUCCACUCCUCCUCCUCCUUACACUCCACCACUCCUCACUCCUCCCAUGUCUAUCACUCGUCUUAUUUUCAGCCCAUGGACACCAUCCCAGACUUCCAGCGCAGCAGCAGCUUCGGAGAGUUGAACCGCUCAGACUCAGACUCCUCCCUGUCCCUCUCCCAAAUCGGUGAUCGUCUGUCCGCCUACAGCUCCAAGGGCCACCUGGUUAAACCCACCUCCUUCCUGUAUGGCCAACCCGUCCGCUCUGCCUCCGACGAGCCCUCCCUGCAUGCCCACACCCCUAACGGAGGGAACCGUGUCCAUGAAGGAGGAGCCCUGGCCGAGCCAGUCCCAGAGAGCCCCAUCCUGAUGAAGAAGGUGUACAGCAUCGAGAAGUCAGCCAGCCUGGGAGAGAUGAAUGUUGGUCUCGUUGGUAUGUCUAUGUCAGAGUCCUCCCGCUCCCUCAGCCCCAACUCCACUGACGCUGACACCCCCUCCCCCACGGGGGGCCAGCCUGGGGCCACAGGGACCAAGGGAGGCAGCCGCGUCCCACAGCUCUCUUCCAAGAAGAGCCCUCUGGAGGAAGACAGCGGCUCCACGGGAGAAGACACAGACUCCGUCGCCAGCCGUAAGAAACACACCUUCAAGAUCUUCAAAAAACAGAAGAAAUGAGGGCUACUAAAGACUAUUAAAGAGCUGUCCAAUGUGUUUCUCUUAUUAUUGUUUCUGUUUUGGAGAAGUUGUUUUGGGUUGUUCAUUGGUCACACUCGGUGGUGCAAAUCUUUGCCUUUAUGGAUUUGUAGGUACUUUCCCUGAGGAACUGUGGGAGCAACCAGCUAUCUGAUUAUAUGAUUUUUGUCCUGAUGAAAUUUGGAAUGGGUGGUAUUGUAUAGUGGAAUGUAAAGCACUAUUUAUUUAGUAGGAAAGGGUGCCAGUCUCUCAAAGGGAAACAAGUCUCCUGGGUGGAUGUCUUUUGGUUUACUUCAACCUGUAUCAGUUUGCAUGUCUUCACCUUUGUUUGACUGAUAUUCUCUGAAUGCUCAUAGGUGUUUGCUUGGUUCUUGUUCCUAUUCUGCUUAGACAACACUUAACUCCGUUGUUUCAUUUGGUUCAUCCCCAGCCACCUUAUGUGUUUUGACAAAAAAUGGUGUCAGAUGGACCUUUUUUAAGUACUUAAUGGUAGUCAUUUUGGUCAAUUGUGAGGGGGGCUGAAAAGGGCUGAACAAUACUUGCAAAAACCUCCCGAAUCAAUUGUGCUAACAAGAAAUGUAGCAGUCAAUGUUGGCAGAACUCUUCCAGUACAACUGCAGACACAGCAACACAUGAGGCAAACAUUUCCCUUCGGAAGUGACGUAGAAGUGCUUGAUUUAAACCGCUUGAAGACCCCCAGCACAUACAAAGCCAGGUAGCCUGUGUCACAGUGCAAGAAGUAAUUGUCCACGAUCUAAGUUCCCUAAUAGAGGGGAAAGUUAUUAAAAGGACUACUUGAACUAUAUGAAUGUAAUGUCAAAUGUUUAUUGAAGUAAAUGUCUACAUUUGCAAAUUGCCAAUCGUAUCAAUCUACAUUGCAGUUGUUGUAAGAGAGAUCAUGUGGAACAUUAUGACUGCUGUUGGAGGUGCCAAAACAAAAGACUGGUCCAGUGGCCUUUUCUUCUCAUCAGCUAUAUAUGUACUGUACAUUAGACGCCGCUUUAGAAUGAGUAGCACUGCCUUCCAUUUUAUCUGGGGACUCCAAACCAAAAUAAGGUGAUCAAUUUGACAUUGUCACCCACAUAAUUUUAAGUAGAGCGUUUCAAGCAGCGUUUGUAUUUCAAACACUCCCAAGUUGUUUAGAGCAUUCUGGAGAGGUGUUUGCUACUUUAGCUUGUUCUGUAGACUACCCUGAUCACCUAUUGUCACACUAUACAGAUCCAAAGUCAAGUACACAAUAACAGUAAUGGUAUCUGCUGGUCACUAUUAUAAACUCAAUUGCCAUUAAUGGUUUUGAGGGCACACAUGGUUUAGAAAAGGAUGUCACGAUACAUUCUGGUUGUAGGGACUCAUAACUUUCUAAAUAAUUGACGUGCUGCUCCUGAAUCUGCGUAAUAACCACAGCACUUCUCCAAACGACACCAUCGCCCCCCAAUGGAGGCCUCACACAGUGCGAUUGAUGGUAUGGAUGAAAAAUGUAAUUAUUUUUCUUUCAUUGAUCAGUUGAAAACAUGAACUUCCUAUUGGUACUUUUUAAAGUGUAAUUUGUACCUCUUCUGCACGAUGAAGCUGUAAUGUGGAUUAUGCCGUCUAUCUGUGAGUGUCUGUCUGUUGCCAGGAUACUGCACUGAUGCAUGUCAGCUACAGUAUUAACGUCUAUAAUGGGCUUGAGGCAGAGGUCAGCUCGAGCAUCAUGACUCUCCACCCCUACUUUAACUCCCGACUUCUCAUUUUGAGCUUCUAUUUAUGAAUACAUAUAUUUGUACAGAGAAAAAAAAAUGUUGCAUCUUCUGUGACGUUCUCUAGACUUUUAUGGCACUCUUGCAUGGUAGCAAUAAACUAUUUUGAAUGAAA
This is a messenger RNA of Oncorhynchus nerka (sockeye salmon), 6279 nucleotides long. RefSeq names its product stromal interaction molecule 1. Gene Ontology annotation, cellular component: endoplasmic reticulum; plasma membrane. Gene Ontology annotation, molecular function: calcium ion binding; protein binding; calcium channel regulator activity. The coding region runs from base 2383 to 4407 and encodes 674 amino acids. Gene Ontology annotation, biological process: intracellular calcium ion homeostasis; store-operated calcium entry; activation of store-operated calcium channel activity. Lineage: Eukaryota; Metazoa; Chordata; Actinopteri; Salmoniformes; Salmonidae. The transcript has 10 exons. The record is from RefSeq and is a predicted model, not a curated record.